CUGUGAAGAGAGGACAGCCAUUUUGUUGUUUUGGCGUUGAAAAUUUUUCGGCAUGAUUGAGACAUAGUAAAAAGAGGAUUUACUUGCAUUUUUAGUGGUCGCGACUGUUUUUAACAACCUCGAUUGCUAGCUGAAUAUGCCAAUGCACCAGUAAGUGUAUAAAAUUUCCCAGCAAAGCCAAAAGAUGAGCGGAUCCAAUGCGAAGGCGUCUGGGACUGGCUUUGGGAGCCACAUCCCCAGCAUCGAGGAGAAGAACAAGCAGAUCCAGCAGGAGACGAUGAUGGAGAAGCUGCGGGCCAAGUACCGGAGCAAGCCGAAGAGUUACGAGGAGAUCAAAAAGUCGGUGCGGAUGUACUUCAUCGAGAAGCACUACCCACUGGAUCCGCUCUGCAAGGCCACCCUGCAGUCGGCGCUGGACAAGCUGCAGCACUACAUCAAGGUCACCUCGCGGCACGGUCUCGUGGAGCGCCUCGAGAGCCUCUCGCGGCAAUUGGGCCUCAAGUUCAUGGAGGACCAGCAGUUGCUCUUCAUCUCGACGGACAUGUUCUACGUGGAGAUCCUGCUGGACGCCGCUGGUAGUCUGUCGGACGUCAAGGUGCACCACGAGUGCAAGAUAGAGCAGCAGUCCAGCGAGCUGGUGGCCUGCCUCAAGUCCGGCGACUUUGCCGACUUCACGGUCCAGCUGGAGGGCCUGUCCUCCAUCUACCAGUUGAAUGCCGAGCCCAAGGUGAAGAAGAAGGCGUUUGUGGCGCUCCAGGCCAUGGAGACGGACAUUCAGAGCCUCUACCAGCUGCACCUGCAAGGCCACUCCGGCGACAGCUACUCCCUGAUGAGCAGUUCGACCGUGGGUCUGGUGCUGCCCCGCCGCGGUGGCCAUCCCAUGAAACUCACCUACUUCUGCCCGCCACUGCACCUGCCCGAGGGUGAUCCCAAACAGGCCAGCGGCGACUUCUCCAUCGAUCAGGUGAUGCGCAGCAGUCACGGCCUGAGUGCCACUGUAAAUCUGGAAGGCUCCUCUGCGAACAAACUGCAGACCCUGCCCACAGUGACCCUGGCACGCGAUGCUCAGACGGGUCUGGAGGUUCCCACAUACGCCCAACUCAACCAGAACAACUCGUUGCUGAUGCCAGCCACGUAUGUUCUGCGACUGAACAAGCCGAUGCCCGUGUGCCUGGAGUCCCUGAAGGCACUUGGUCUGCCCGGGCUAGAUGCCACGGCCACACCUCCCAGUCCGCCCACUACAGUGCUGAAUCUGAUUGUACAGACGGCCUCCAAACAGGCCAUUAGGAACACGCAACGUGGCCUGUAUGUAAACCUGCCCAAGGAGACGCACUGCUACUUCUUUACAGACAAUCGGAAGCUCCAAGGCACCCUGGUGUCCUCGUUGCCCUUCACUGAGCCCGCCCAGGUUCCGCGGAUCGUGAAGUUCCUUAAAAAGCAGGCUCUGUUCUACACCCUGCUCGCCAGCUGCGUUCGCGAGCAGCAGAAGCAGUAUAAUGACAUGGAGAGCACUGUGAUACUGGAGGUAACCGCUGUCUCCUUCAACCAAAUCACUGUAGAACUCCAGCAUCCGUACGAGGAGUCGCUGGCCACGGUGGAUUUCCUGCUAGAAGACGGUCAGCCCACGUGUAGCGUCUACUGCUUGAGCAACGAAUACGAGCAACUGUCUCAAAAACUCACCCGUACCGUCCGUAAAGUGGUAUCCAUUCCGAUGGUCAUCUAUAAGCUGCUAAAGUGCUGGGAUGAGGAGCAUGAAUUUAAACUACACGGCGGUUUAGGUCCUGGAGCGGGCCCUGCGGGUUCAGGAGCAAUCGGAGGUGGAGGCAUGGGCGGAGGAACUGCGUCUGGCGGCGGUAGUAACUUCAAUCAGUUCGCAAUGGACACGGCACCGCCGCCAGAUGGAAGCUUGCCCGGAGGUGGCUUCACCAACAUCAACAACCUCAAAAUGGACGCCAAAUCGCGAUCCCUAGCGGAUGCUUUUGCCGCCUCCACCUCCGCUGCAGCGGCCAUCGCGGGACUGAUCAAUCUAAAGCGCGAAACAGAUCCCCAAUCGGGCAGUUCGACCAGUGGCGCCUCGGCCGGCGGUAGCUCCAGUUCCUCUGGCGCCGCCAAAACGAGCGAUCAUGACAUUGCCGACAAGUACAAGAAUAUCUGGAAGGACAAGACUCCGAAUCUGAAGCACUGUGUCAGCAUCACACCCAUUCCAGGGGAUGGCAAGUCGGCGGGAUCAACAGGAGGAGUGCCCAGCGUUGAAGUUCAGCGCACGGGAGGCAUUGAGAUUAUCCCACUGAACGCCCAGGCUUCUGUCGGAGGAGGCGUGGCUGCCUCGUCCAGUGCCGCACCAACGACAAUAACAAUCACCCCCAUUACGGGCAAGGAUCCCAGCAAGGACGCGUCGAAAAAGAGCAGUUCCACUUCGACUGGAGUAAAUGUGGCCGCCAAGCGACCACACGAGAGCAGCACCAGCGGCUCCUCAACGUCAGGUGGAGGUGGUUCUGGCAGUUCCAUGUCGUCCUCAAGCAGCAGCAGUUCCUCCGACACGCAAAAGGAGAAAAAACGCAAAAAGAAGCGCGACGAUUCGCCCAUGGGACCGCCAGAGAAGAUAUACUCCCGCCAAAACUCGCCGGCUGCUGGUGGAGAUGCUUCCGCAACUGGUGGAGUGGUGCGAAAGUUCUCCUCGCCCUCUUCGUCGCCCAAGGCAGGUGGCGCUGGACAGGGUCUGAUGGCCGGAGUGCCAACAGCGCGUCCCAGCCCAAAACACUCGCCCGUCUACAGCAGUCCCAAACACAACACCGCCUCCAAUAGCCCAAAGUCGCCAUUCGGCACACACUCGCCCAAACAUGGCUCCUCGGGCAAGCCGAGCAUGUCCACGUUGAAGAGCGCAGCCACAGCCGCCACCAUCCUGAGUCCCAAGGGGGAUAAGUCCGCCUCGGCUGUGGGGGUCGCUGCAUCGGGACCAUCCGUCUCAUCGGGACCCGGAGGAACUCCCGGUCUGGUGCGUUCCUUUGCCAGCGUUGGAGCACCGCCGCCACCACCGCCAAUUCCUCCAUUAGCGAGCGCCAGUGGAUCCAUCGGCAGCAACCAGAGCUUGAAGAAGGAGAAGUCCUCCUCCGGACCUGGUUCCACUGCCACUUCAUCCUCAGCAGCAGCAGCAGCAGCGGCAGCUGUUUCAUCUGGCGGAGGCAUUUCCCCGGCCAGUGUGGCGGCAGCGGUGGCCGCCCUGAAAUCCUCCCAGCAGCAGCUUAAGUCGGUGGCCAGUCUCUCGCAUCUGGCGUCGGGCGGAGGAUUGGGCGGCUAUGCGGCUUCCGCGGGAGCGGGCGGAUCUGCUGCAACGGCAGCAGCAGUGGUGGUGGGAGCAGGAGCUGGCGUUGGAGUCGGAGUUGGAGCGGGGGCCUCCGGACUGGAGCUGAGUGCCCUGCGCAAGGGCAUGGCGGGAGGUGCGGUUAGUUUGAUGACGUCGACGGCAGCUUUAGCGCCAACAAUCCCGUCAGCAACAACAACAGUGGCAGCGGGAGCGGGAGCAGCGGCCUCGUCGGCGUCAUUGGUGCCUCCAAUCUCGGCGGGAGCGUCAGGGAGUCUGGGUCAGGGAGCAGCGGCAGCAGCAGCGGCAACAGCAACAGCAGCGGCAGCAACACUGGCAACAGCAACAGCAACAAUGCUGCAGCAACAGCAACAGCCGGGAGUAGCGGCAACUAGUAGCUGCAUGGCCACCAGCGGGGGCAGCAGCGACUCCGCCGGAGGCAGCACUCCGGCCGGAGCCUCCACGGAGUACAUGGUCAAGCCCAGCAGCCAGGAGGGCCUCAAGCUGACCAUCAACAAGACGGGCAGCAGCAAGAGCUCCGUCUCCGGUUCUAGUUCCUCGUCCGGCGGCCAGGCGAAGCUAUCGAAGAGCAGCAGCAGCAGCAGCAGUGCUGCGAUGAGCUCCGCUGGAUCCUCCGGUUCCACCAAGAAGCAGCACACAGGGCUUAAGCCUGGCGUGAACAGUGGUCCCGCUUCCAAGAAGGCCACCGCAGCAGCCUCGUCCUCAGCAACAUCCUCUUCCUCCAGCAAGCAUCUCUUCCAGAAAGCCAACUCCUCGGGCAAUCUCAGCAGCAAGCUCAGCGGAUCGGGCACCGGCGGAGGAGUUCCGCUGACCAAGAGCAACAGCACCAACUCCUUCCAGGAGCACAGUGUGCCCAGGCGACGUCCCAGCAUGGGAGCCCUGGCCAGCGGCAGCAGUGGUGGUGGCGGCGGUGCACAGCGCAAGUCCGCCUCCACUUCGGCGGGGGCCGGCGGAUCCUCGGGAGCCGUCUCGCCGGCCCUCAGCGGCUCCAUGUCGCAGCCACCGCCGCGAUUUGACCAUCACACCGACAUGAUGACCAUCCUGCAGUACGCCUCUCCGACGAUGGCCGCCAGCAUGGAGGGAUUCAUAAAGGGACUGCACAACAAGUUUCAGAUUCCGAAGCUGUCGCAGCGCGGAAGCGGCGGCAGCACGGCCAGUGGACGCAGUACGCCCAGUGGCGGCGCAGAUCUGGCUGCAGCGGGCACAUCAUCAGCGGCAUCUGGAGGAGGAGCUGCCAGCUCGACGGCAUUGACGGAGCCGGAAGCCAAGCCGCCGGCCCCGCCUCCCCCGCCUGGCAACGAUGGACUCCUCAACCUGAGCAGCACGGCGGGAAUGCCAUCGUCGGGCGAUGGCAUCGAUGAGGAGCUUCUGGCCAGCCUGGCUGGCGAAUGACAGAAGGUGGACAACCAUGAGAUAUUCCUGUUGCUCUAUGCGAUUUCGAUUUAAGCUAUGAAGAUUUAGUUGAAAGCCUUUAGUUACAUGAGUCUGGGUUUUGGAAUGAACGGAGACUGAGAAUGUUAUUAAGUUGGCGGUUCCCAUUCGCACAAACCCUUAAGAAAAUAUUAAACAAUUUUAAAAAACGACAGAAAAUUUGGUACAAAAUCUCAGAGAUUAUCACUUAUUCUGUGGAGUCGAAUAAAACAUAAACUCGCUAGGUUUUGGUUAAAAAAUUCAUUAGGUAGCAGUUAAGGAAAGCGAUAUUGAUAUUGCGCGAGAAACAUCGCUCUAAAUAUUAUGUAAUAUAUAAUAAAUGUAUUCAGUUGGA
Drosophila elegans is the source of this 5087-nucleotide messenger RNA. It is a transcript of the gene MED1, whose product is annotated as mediator of RNA polymerase II transcription subunit 1. The transcript has 4 exons. Gene Ontology annotation, molecular function: transcription coregulator activity. The coding region runs from base 185 to 4714 and encodes 1509 amino acids. Lineage: Eukaryota; Metazoa; Arthropoda; Insecta; Diptera; Drosophilidae. Gene Ontology annotation, cellular component: mediator complex. Gene Ontology annotation, biological process: regulation of transcription by RNA polymerase II. The record is from RefSeq and is a predicted model, not a curated record.